AUAUUUAUAUUAAUAAUAAUAAUGGGAUUUAAAGAAACCUAUGAUAAAAUAGGUACAAGUAAACAGAUAGUAUUGUUUCUUAGUUUCCUCGGUGGUUUCGACUUUGGUUAUAAUACAGGUGUAAUAUCUGGUUCAUUACCAAGAAUUGUAGAUAAAUAUGAUAUCAAUGUAGUCAUUCAAGGUCUAAUAGCAAGUUCAAUUAUCUUUGGUGCUAUGAUAGGUGCUGUUGGAGGUGGUAUCCUAGCAGAUAGAAUAGGAAGGAAGCCUGUCAUACUACUAAUGGGAGCAUGUACAACUGCUGGUGCAGUUGCUUCUGCGGCCAUUGGUAAUAUAGCUAUUGCUGCACCAAUGAGAAUAAUACUUGGUCUUGGUGUUGGUGCUGAAUCAUCAAUAUGUCCAUUGAUGGUUGCCGAGGUAGUACCAGAGAACAAGAGAGGAAGAUGGGGAUCAUUAUUCCAAAUAUCAAUUACAAUAGGUCUACUAAUAGGUACAGUCAUGGGAGUUAUACUAAAGAGAGCACCACAUAAUUAUAGAUGGAGGAAACAACAUGAGAGAGAUAGAGUCAAGGAGAAAAAUGAGAAGUCAAUGUGGGCAAAACUUAGAGAGAAGAAGAAUAGAAGACCGAUGAUGAUGGGCGUGAUCUUGGCUGUACUCUCACAGUGGACUGGUAUCAAUGCCUUUAUGUACUUCUCAAGAAUCAUUUUUGAGUUUGCUGGAUUCGACCAAGAAUAUGGUCCUCUUGUUGGAGCUUCGAUCCUUCAAGUAUGGAAUGUACUCACUACAUUAGUUGCAAUGGUGUUGGUCGAUAGAGUUGGUCGUAGAAUCCUGUUGUUCGUUGGUGCCAUCGUCAUGACUGCUAGCAACUUCUUCAUCGCAUUGUUCUUUGUUACGCUCAAAGGAGAUGUCAGAGGUUGGCUAUCAAUCGUCUGUCUCUUUACAUUCGUCGCUGCCUUUGAAGCCUCCAUUGGUACACUUUUCUGGUUCGUUAUCAAUGAGAUUCUAGAUGAUGAUAUUAAGAAUAUUGGUGCACCAAUCAUCAAUGCUCUUCAAUGGUUCUUCAAUCUGAGCUUGACAUUCUUCUUUAUCAGUGCUGUGACAUUCCUUGGAAAGUCAACAAUGUUCUGGGUAUUCUUUGCAAUUGGUCUUGGAUGUACUACAGUUCUCUGGAUAUUCCUUCCACCCAAGAAGGUGGUUACCAUGGGUGUUGCCAACCAGGAUCAAAACAACUCUGAUCCAUACGCAUUGUCAUCAGAUGAUCCUACUCCCAAAGAAGGUGAGACACCAGCCUUGACAUCAGCGUCAUCUCCUCCAACUGCCGAUCGUAUUCCAAUGCCAAUG
Messenger RNA from Acytostelium subglobosum LB1, 1338 nucleotides. RefSeq lists its product as hypothetical. The annotation marks the transcript as partial. Gene Ontology annotation, biological process: transmembrane transport. The record is from RefSeq and is a predicted model, not a curated record. Lineage: Eukaryota; Evosea; Eumycetozoa; Acytosteliales; Acytosteliaceae. The transcript has 5 exons. Gene Ontology annotation, molecular function: transmembrane transporter activity. Gene Ontology annotation, cellular component: membrane.